Molecule: messenger RNA, 2499 nt
Organism: Eurytemora carolleeae
Lineage: Eukaryota; Metazoa; Arthropoda; Copepoda; Calanoida; Temoridae
Exons: 9
Coding region: 235-1152 (305 amino acids)
Cellular component (GO): membrane
Source: RefSeq, a predicted model, not a curated record
UAUAAGCUUGCAAUCUUUCAAAAUAUUUUUUAUUGUAAGAGAAAAUUUCAAUCAAAACUAAUACAUUUGUUCUUGUAGAAGGGUUCCUGUCGUAAUUUAAAGUGACAAAUCCAUGAUUAAAAACAGCCAAUUUUUAAAGAGACAAAGACAAAGGUUCAAGGGGUUCUAUGCCAGACUAUAAUAAAGGUCUAUACAUACCUAGAGUCACUUUGUUUUUCUUUUUGAACCAAAAAUAUGUUAAGGAUUCUGGACUGUUAUAUUGCCGUGGUGUUCCCAUUCUUCCAUCAAGUUUACUUAACCCAGGAGAAUGCGCUGUCAAGUUCUGUAGUGUCAUGGUUCUUCUCUCUCUUUACAUCAUCACUUUUCUACUUUGCGGGACUUACAAAGUGCAAGGGAUGCCAUCUUGAAUCAUACUUCUUCUUCAUCCAAACCAAUGCUUUUAAAUUUGGCAUGGUGUUGCCCUACCUGAUUUGCCUACUCACAGCUACCUACUUCUCACUCCAUGUAAUCGUUGUUGUUGUGGGAAAGCACAAACAGAUCAAACAGAUUGUUCCCCUAGAACUGCAAGUCAGUGGAAACCAUGAGGAAGAGGAUGGAACUGCGGCCAAUCCCCCGUGCCAUCACUCGGACUCAACUCCUCCAUCCCAGUCAACAGUUGCAUCAUUUCCAAUUCCAUCAACAUCUCACCCAAAUCCUGUAUCCUUUCCAACUCCAGCAUCCAUCUCAACAUCCUUCCAUACUGCGCCAUCUUGUCAAUCAUCAUCAUCCUUUCCAGCUCCUAUGACCGUUCCUAAUGUGAGAUCUAUCCGUUCAACACUUCCUUCCCCAUCUCGAGCUCCAUCUACUUCAACAAUGACCAGCUUUGAUAAACCAGUCUACUACAUCAUGAGAUAUGACAAGGCAUUUCGGUUGGGAAAUCCUAGCUGCGCUAAUAAUAAUGGAGCAGUUGACUUUACAGAUUUAGAGGCAGUAGAAGCAGGACAGCCAGCCUCAAACUUUAGGUUAAGUGAUGAAACUCUGAUAUCAGUUCCAGUCACACUUCCAGUUCAGAUUCAGCCUCAAAGGCAAAGACCUCCAAGACCUCCAGUUCAGUUUCUUAGAAGACACCACUCACAGGCAACUAGAGAAUAUUGUUUGUUAUGUUGUUUUUAGCUUUGAUAAGAAGGGAUUGCAUCUUUGGUAGUUAACAGAUCUUAUUUUUUUGAGUAUGGGGUUUUGUUUGUAUUUUAAGUUGAUAUAUUGAGUGGCAUUUUAAAAAAAGUAGCUGAAAAGCUAGACUUAAGGAGUAAAAACACAAAAGUUGACUUUUCUUCUUUCCCAAAAUGUCCAGCUCUUAUUUCAUUUAUCCCAAGCAUUAAAAAACUAAUACUCUGAUUAUCUUAGGUCAUAAACUUGAACCAGGGAAAUAUUCAGGUAAAAAUCAUUCAUUAAACAAAAUUAAAAAUUGAAUAAGUUUAUAGCUAUGAAAUAAUUAAUUUUUAUUUUCAGUCUCAGAUCUCAUCAAUGAUCAAGGUAAAUAAAAGAAUUUAUAGUGCAAUUUACUGUUUUGGGGGUUUGUUGAACCUGUAAACAUAAUUGCAGGGAAAACAAUUACAUCUAAAAGAGUAAUAUUGUGAUUUUGACCUUUUGUUACCAAAAGAGAUAAUAAUUUUUAUUUAAAGGCAUGUUUGAAGAUGAUCCAGAUUUUCAUCCUUUUACUGGUCACUCUACUCUGUUUGUUCCUUCCUACACUCUUUUAUACGGUAAAACACAUCUAUUAGAGGUUUCAUUUGAACUAUUAAAAUCAAAUUCAUAAUUAAUUUUUAUCUUAAGAUUGAAACUAUACUAAAAAAGAUUGUUAUAAACUCAGAUUUUUUUAAAUAUCAAGGGUUUAUACGAUUAGGAUGCAAAGUGAUUAGAAAAUUUGAGUUUGCGGCAAAGAUUCAAUUUGUUUCUGUAAAGGCGCCAAUGAAAAACCAGUAAAAACUUCUGAAAAUAAAAGCAAUAAAAGCAAACUUGUCCAGCACGCAAUUUAGAAAUAGGAUUUGCAUCCCAGAUUCUUGUGAAGCCAUCAAAAACGCCUAAAAUCUUAGAAGGAUUAAUCUAAGUUGAAUUGAUCCGGGAUUAUCUUCUCUUAAACGUUUUUUAGCAUAUCACACUUUUCUCUUUACUGUGGGUCUACCUUUAAUUCACAAAAGAUUUUAAUAGGUUAUCAACAGCUUCAGAAUAGGUUUUAUAGUCCUUUAACAAUCCAAAUUGAUCCAGAAUAGUGUUAAGUAAUUGGUAACUGAGAUUCAAACCAAUCAAUCAUUACUGUAAGGUCUCUAUAUAAAAUAUCAAAGGUGUUUUAUUUUUAGAAUACAAAUGAGGACGUGGAAGAAUAUGCCAUUGCUUGGAAGGUAAAUUUUUGUGCCUAAAAAUCUUGCAAUUAAAAUUUUCAACAGAUUUUGAUUUAGUGGAAGCAUGGUAUAUUUUCUAAAAAAAACAUUAAUUAAAUACAAUGGAAAUUUUCUUUUACUU